This is a messenger RNA of Gossypium raimondii (Peruvian cotton), 976 nucleotides long. Its product is annotated as NEP1-interacting protein-like 1. Lineage: Eukaryota; Viridiplantae; Streptophyta; Magnoliopsida; Malvales; Malvaceae. The record is from RefSeq and is a predicted model, not a curated record. The transcript has 4 exons. The coding region runs from base 155 to 766 and encodes 203 amino acids.
UAAAACAAUACCUGUUCCUGCCAAUACAAACAACAAAAUCAGAGAGUGAAAUUCGGCCACUUUCCAAAUGGGGUGCCUUCCUUGCAUGUUCUGUUGUUUAGACACCAUUUCCAUUCUCAAAUUUCCUUCUUAAGACCCUUAUAUUAUUCUUCCAAUGGAUCUUUGCAUCUGCUUUUCUCCUCCUUUUAUCAUGUCACGUAAUUUACCCGUUGAAGAGACAAGGGGACUGUGCUGCUCAGCAGCUUCAGCACUUGUUACUAAACUGUCCUAUGCAAUCUUCAUCUUUUUAUUUGCAGUGGUAGGAGCAACAUUAGGAGCCCUGACUGGAGCUUUUGUUGGGGCGAAAACAAAGAUGGGUUGUCUUCAUGGAGCCAUGGUUGGAGCCAUAAAGGGCAGCUUUUUCUCCAUCAAUCUCUUCAAAAUUUCACUCAGAAUUUGCCGUUCCGAUGAUAUAUCGACGACGUAUCUCCUACAACCGGUAAGUGUAUUUUACUCCACAUUCAACGAAGUCAUCAGGAAUGAAUUGUCAAAGGAUUCAAUGGUGAAAAUUCCGAAGACGAGAAUCACGGAACAAAACGUGUGGGAUUCAUUCAGGAACAGAAUCUCUUGUUCGAUUUGCCUUGAGGACUUUACACCUGGAGAAAUAGCCCAUAGCUUGCCACAGUGUCACCAUAUGUUUCAUACCUCCUGUAUUAAACAGUGGUUAAUGCAACAUAAAUCUUGCCCUUUAUGCAGGAGGAAAUUUCGAAGCUCAAAAUGGCAUUAGUUUCCUUCAUUCCAAUCAAACGAGACUCAAGAAUGACACCAUAAUUAUACUAGGAAUUUAGAUUUUUGGAUAAGAGUAGCUCCUCAUUAGUAUAGUUCUUUUUCCUCUUGAACUUUUUGUUGUCUGCACAUGUUCCUACGUUUAUUUUAGAAUCUUACCUUUUUUUGGUAUUGUUUACAUAAUAAACGAACCGUGUAGUAUUAACUUCAA